AUGAGUACAUUUUAAAGACCAACAUCAUCUAGAAAGAAUACUAAUACGCUACCAGCUCAAUAGGGAGACUUAGAGGAAUAUAUUUAAAUCUUAUAUGAUCAUUAAAAGAGCUGUGAAAAGGCUGGAAAAUAUCUUGAGGCAGAUCAAGCAAAAAAGAGACUGGCUGAAUUGAAGAAGGAAUUGGAUUAUAAAAAUAAAGGAGAUGUCAAAGAUAGACAUUGUUCUGAGAAAUAGGAAAUUGAGAAAGCUCACUGUGAGGAAUUUAAUCAAUUCAAUACAUUUUGGGAUUAAAAAAUGAUAGAGUUUGAUUAGGAAGCUCAAAAGGUGAAAGAGUAAACUCUUUAAAGACACGAGGAUGAGUUGAGACAAUUUUCAGAAGAGCUUGAGAAUUCUAUUCCUGUAAAACCAAAAGACUCAGCUGAGUUAUUGGCAUUAAGAAAGACAGAGGAGUAAUUAGCUAAAUAAGAAAAUUAUAUGGAAGCCCAUUUAAUCUAAUAAAAAAUCUUGGCAUAGGAGAGAGACGAAUUAGAGAAAUGGACAGCAGGAAGACAAUAAAAAAUAAGAAAUUUAAUCACCUAACUUAGAUAAAAAUAGAUUAAUGAAUUGAAUGCACUUACAUAAAGAAUUUUAAGUGGACAAGAAGAGCAAAGAAAAAUCAGAUCCUAAGAAUUAGAAAAAUUAUUAUAAAAAUAUCAAAAUGUUAGGAAGGAAUUAGAAAGCCAAUAGGUUCAAGAGAUGACUAGGUUGGACAAAUCAUGUAAAAAUUAGUCUAUAAUGCAAUAAUCUAGAAUGAAUCAAUCAAGAAUGUAGUAAAGUUAUGCUAAGGACGAAAACUAAUAUAUUAGAUGAGAUUUAGUUAAUAUACUAUAAUAAUAUAUAAAUUAAAAAUCUAAAUAGGAA
Molecule: messenger RNA, 900 nt
Organism: Paramecium tetraurelia
Lineage: Eukaryota; Ciliophora; Oligohymenophorea; Peniculida; Parameciidae
Exons: 5
Source: RefSeq, a predicted model, not a curated record